Messenger RNA from Magnolia sinica, 2387 nucleotides. RefSeq names its product protein NRT1/ PTR FAMILY 5.6-like. Gene Ontology annotation, cellular component: membrane. Bases 154 to 2298 code for a protein of 714 amino acids. Gene Ontology annotation, biological process: transmembrane transport. The record is from RefSeq and is a predicted model, not a curated record. Gene Ontology annotation, molecular function: transmembrane transporter activity. Lineage: Eukaryota; Viridiplantae; Streptophyta; Magnoliopsida; Magnoliales; Magnoliaceae. The transcript is spliced from 4 exons.
GAAGAGAAGGCGGAGAGUCUGUUGCAAGUUUUCUGAAUGACCUUUUAUAUACCUUACUUGAAUACUAUUUCAUUCAUAUCGACUUCCUUGAACUUUUUCCUCUGCAUGUUACAUGCAUGGUAGUUGAGCUUUGAGACAUCGUGGCCGUGGAAAAUGAUGCAGAGGCUUAGAAAGUGGACAUCCAGUUGGAUGAUCAAGACCAGCGAAUACCGUCAUGCCUGGGGAGUCAGUACCUUCAUCAUAGGUGUAGUUAUCAGUAAUAGCCUAUCUGAGUAUGCGGUAGUAGGGAGCUUGAUAGAUUUUCUUGUUAACGAUACACCGGAUUUAUAUCUGUCAGUCGCGGCAGCAAUCAUAAACAUUAAAAUGGGAUGCACGUCUUUCAUGGCCAUCAUCGGAUCCUUCAUCGCAGAUGCUUAUUUCAGCCGUUACUUUGUGGUCCUUGUCUCGUUGGCCCUGAAUAUCUACGGAUUGCUUCUUUUCACGCUGUCGAUACCCCACCACGGGAUCUAUAUAUAUCUUUUUUACCUUGCAAUGUUGCUUAUAGCAAUGGGGGAGGGUGGCCAAGAGUACACCUUAACACAUUUUGGAGCUGAUCAGUUCAAGAAACACAUCAAAGACAAGCGCAAAGCUAAGCGCCACUCAACUGCUUUGUUUUACAUAGGCUCCUUCGUGGGCUCUGUGUUGGGCAUGAUUCUGACCUUUACAUGGAGCCGCUUGGACAUACCAGAGGGGUCGACAAAAAUCUUAAAGAAUGUAUGGGGUAUAUCGGGGUUGUGUUCCGCAAUGGUCAUGCUGUUGGCAUUUUUGGUGCUUGUGUUGGGCACCUCAUACUACCGUAGAGACGUGCCCCGUGGGAGCCCUUUCACACGCAUGUUGCGUGUUGUGGUGGCCGCAGCAAGGAAGAGACACCUAGAUUGGCCUGCAGAUGAUAAUCUAAUCCAUGGUGGACGGAAUCCUGGUGGUGUUGCCAGUGGCACGAGUGAUGGACAUGAAGAUUACAACAUUAAUGUUACGAUAGAGAAGCUUGAUGUAGAUGGCAAUACUAGCAUGACACAUAGAAGGAUAGAUAACCACAGCAAUGGGGAAGGUGACAUGCAGCUGAAGAGAAGUAAUUCCAAGGAAAACCCUUGUUUUGAGGACGUGGAAAUAAAGAGGGACCUGGUAGAUGACGAGAACUUGAGACCUUGCAUUGAUCGCAAAGGUCAUACUAGAGAUGAUGAUGCAUGCUUGUCGCCGGCACUAGAUGGAUACCCCGCCUCAAAUUAUGAAAAUGAUGAACAGUUGAGACGUUGCUUGGAUCGCUGUGGCCAUACUGGAGACGAUGAUUCACGUUUGUCGGUGUUUCAUGAAAGCUCCAGUGUCAACCAAGAAGACGAUGGACACCCAACCCAUGAAACCCAUUGGUUACCUCACACAAGUAACUUAAGGUGGCUCGACAAAGCGAGCAUCAUCGAAAAACCAGGGGCGGAACAAGAAAGUAAAUGGAGGCUUUGCACCCAAACAGAAGUCGAAGAAACCAAGCUCUUCCUACGCUUAUUCCCUGUUUGGGCUUCCUUCCUCGCGUAUGGAAUAGUCUUGUCCAUUGGGAGAACCUUCUUUUUGUUUCAAGCAAGCUAUUUAAACGCGAAGCUCGGCGACUUCGAAGUCCCCGUUAUGUUCCUCGUAUUUGUCUAUGUCUUAUCGAGGCCAGUCGUCACCAUAGUAUUCAUUCCACUAUUAAAUAGCCUCAUACGACUCAAACAUGAAAUCUCACCAGAGUUAAGGAUAGGAGCUGGGUUGACCCUAUCCGUAUUGUGUUGCUUCACUGCACUUUUUGUAGAGAAGAAAAUGAUGAAGGCUGCGGUGAGAGAGGAUCCCAAUGAUCCCAUGCUGUCAAUGAGCAUCUUCUGGCUAAUUCCCCAGUUUUGGUUGUUGGGGGCUGUGAAUGAACUGGUUGGCCAUGGCAUCAAGGAAUUGUUCAAUAGUCAUGUUCCGAAGACGAUAGGGAAGUGCGAGGAUGCAUUCUCCGAGAGUGUGGAAGGAAUGGGAAGCUUCUUGAGUGCUAUCGCCAUGGUCAGUCUUCGCCCGUGGGAUUGUUCACUAAAAAAUUUCAAUGAAUGCAAGCUAGAUUCUAUUUACUUGUCGUUCGGGGUUAUAAGCUUUAUUAACCUCCUCUUCUAUGUAUUCAUUGCCAAAGUAUACCUUUGGCAAGGAACUGGAAAUGGGCACGAGAAAGAAACUGGCCGUAGAGAAGCCACUAAGCUAGCAAAUGCAAUUACAGAGUUUCUUGAAGAAAUUCUCAAGAUGUGUAACUGCUGAUGGGCCACCACCAUAUGGCUUUUGGCCCUAAAUUUCCUUCCUUGUAAUUGCUUAUGUAAGUGGAAUUUGAUAUAUGGUUUCAAUGUUAA